Messenger RNA from Mytilus trossulus (common blue mussel), 2699 nucleotides. RefSeq lists its product as uncharacterized. The coding region runs from base 123 to 1352 and encodes 409 amino acids. Gene Ontology annotation, biological process: purine ribonucleoside salvage; purine nucleobase metabolic process. Gene Ontology annotation, molecular function: adenosine kinase activity. The record is from RefSeq and is a predicted model, not a curated record. The transcript has 2 exons. Lineage: Eukaryota; Metazoa; Mollusca; Bivalvia; Mytilida; Mytilidae. Gene Ontology annotation, cellular component: cytosol; nucleus.
GCGGAACAUUUUUAUGGGUCGUAUAUAGAAGAACACCGGUUGUAUUAUUUCUUGGCAGCUGGAUAAAACUACACUUCAAUUCACAUGAAUUAUGAUGAGUGCUAUGUAAUGUAUAAGUGACAAUGAUUGCUAUGAAAUAUAUCUCUUGUACACGUCCAAUUUGCAACAUCAGCAAGUUCAAGGCGGCCUUGCAAGUUGUUGGAACUUUACGACCUAGCCACUUAAAGUUAAAUCUGACAAGUUUAUGUAGUAGUAACACAUGGAGAAGAAGUUUUUAUUCAACAACAGCUGACCAGGGGAACCAGUUUAAAAUGGCAUCCAGUGACCAGGUACCAGAAGGUAUAUUGUUGGGAAUAGGCAAUCCUCUACUGGAUAUUACCAUAAGUGCAGACCAGAGUUUCUUAGACAAAUAUGGCUUACAGUCAAAUGAUGCUAUCAUUGCAACGGAAAAACAUACAGCCUUAUUUGAGGAAAUGGUGGCUGACUUUAAACCUAUUUACCUCGCAGGAGGAGCCACUCAGAACAGCAUAAGGGUGGCUCAGUGGCUUUUACAGAAGCCAAAAGCUACCUCAUUUAUUGGUGGUGUUGGAAAUGAUCAAUUUCAUGAAAUUUUAUUAAAAACUGCUGAAGAAGUGGGUGUGAAUGUUAAAUAUGAAAUUCAUGAUGAUAAAUCAACAGGGAAAUGUGGUGCUAUCAUUACUGGAGAAGACAGGUCUUUAGUGACAGAUCUGGGAGCAGCAGAACAUUUCACAGCUAACUUUUUAAAUCAACCAGACAUAUGGCAGCUGGUAGAAAAAUCUCAGAUAUUUUAUAUCGGUGGAUUUAUAGUUCCUGUUAGUUCUGAAGCUGUUAUACAUGCAGCCAAACAUGCUGCUGAGAAUAAUAAGAUUGUUGUGAUGAAUUUACAUGCAAAAUUUUUAUGCGAAAAAUUUGCUGAUCCUGAACUUAACUUGAUGCAGUAUGUGGAUGUAUUAUUUGGAAAUGGAGAUGAAGCCAAAGCCUUCGGUAGUUGUAGUGGAUUUAAUACCUCAGACAUUAAAGAGAUAGCACUUAAAGCCCAGACACUACCAAAACUUAACGAAAAACGUAAACGAAUGAUUGUUUUCACUCAGGGUAAAGAACCAACCAUAUUAGCUCAGGAUGGACAAAUUACUGAAUUUCCAAUUGUUCCAGUGAAGAAAGACUUAAUAAAAGAUACUAACGGUUGUGGUGAUGCAUUUGUCGGUGGAUUUUUAUCUCAGCUGGCUCAAAACAAGCCACUUGAUAUUUGUAUGGACUGUGGGUUUUAUGCAUCUAAAGUUGUAAUUCAGCAGUAUGGAUGUAACUUCCCUGACCAUCCACAGUUCAAAUAAUAAUGGUUAUUUAUAGGGCUUUUAGUCUAUUGGACACCUGAUAAAAAUCAGGUCUUCCUCUGCUCUGUUAGAUUUGUUUGUCACUCUUGUAUGGUCUGAAAUCAUUCCAUGAGAGGUUGAAUAACUUUGUAUGCACAUUUUUAUUAAACCAAUCACUUCAACAUGUUCAAGUUACCUGUUGCCACUUUGAUAUCAAAUUUUAAUGUACAUUCCAACAUACAUUUAGAUCCUUUAGAGAUUGACAAAUCAAAAUAAAAUUUUACUGGUAUAUGAUUAAAUGUUAAACAGACUUGUGAUAAAUAACUUACAAAAUGAAUAAAACGAUGAAACAUGUCAUAAUUACUGCUUUGGUGAGUUGAGAAAUGCUAACAUUUAGGUUGAAAUAAAAUAGAAGUGAUUGGUGAGGACAUAGAAUGUGUGGGCUAUCAGUGGUUGAUCCAAGGGGAAGGUUCUAAGUGUUCAAAACCUCACCCCUCCUUUAUCCUUGGUUGGGAACCCCCUUUUUAAAAUAGGUGGAUAAUUCCCUGACGAGAACAAUAUUUGGCAGGGAUUAAAAGCCAUUAACAUCAUGAAUCAUAUUAAGAAUGGAAAUGGGAAAUAGAAUAGAACAACCAGACCAAAGAGAAGAAAUAGCUGAAGGUCCCUAACAGGUCCCCAACAGGUCCCCAAUGCACCGAGAAAAUCCUGCACCCAGGGGAGAUCCUCAGCCAGCCCCUAAAUAAAAUAUGUACUCAUUAAGUGAAAAAUUCUGAAAAUGGAUGUUAUACUAAACUCCAAAACAGAUAUGAACUAAAUUAAAAAAUUUAGAAGACUUACAAAGGUCAGAGGCUCCUGAUUGGGACAGAUACAAAAAUGUGGUAGGGUUAAACAUGUUUUGUGAGAUCUCAACCCUCCCUCUAUACCUCUAGCAAAUGUAGAGUAAAGAAACACACAGAAAUACGCACAUUAAAACUCAGUUGAAAGGAAGUUGGAGUCUGAUGUCAGAAUAGGUUACAAAAGAAACUUAUAAGCAAAAUGACAAUGGUACAUGUACAUAAAUUAACAAAGGAUUGCUAUAUUUAUAUUACAGUAAAUAGUAAAAACUGCAGAAAGUUUGGAAUAUUUUUUUUUAAUUUAACCCCUUCAUGCCCUUAUGGAAUGUUUUCAGAUCUUGCACCAUUGUUAAACAAAUCAUAUUGAGCAGUCAGUCAUGAGAGUGAAGGAUUUAAUUUUGAUCAGAUUGUUUUAAUAGUAUAUUAAGUUGUAAAACAGGGAAAUCUUUUGAUAUUUAUUACCAUUUUAAAUUUAUAACUAAUUUACCAAUGUUUACAAGGGAGUCAUGAAGGUUUACAUUAUAUAUUUAUUUAA